UUUAGGACGCGCUCUUCGUCGAUUGGCGUACACACACACAAAGUACAAUACAUUCCUGUCUCGUCAACGUUUUGGGUUAAAACUGUCAUAAACUUCACCAAAGCAAUAUCUACCUGACCGGCGAAAAUGUCUGAACGUAAAGUUUUGAAUUUGUUUCCAUGUGUCAUGGCGGCGCGGCGACGUUUGUAAAAAGCAUACGAUGAAACUCGUUGAAAAUUGGUUCCCCCUUGACAAUCUAACAUGGAAGAAGAAGCAGAUCCUGAGGAGCAGGCAUUCCACUCCACCGUCCGGGAGUACAUCAUUUUCUUGCUCCUCUUUGGUAUCCUAUACGUGGCCAGUUACCUUGUUUUGAGGAAGUACCUGCACAAGGAGAAACAUGAAGAUAAGUUGGAUCCAGACAACGGUGAAGCGACCGUCCACAGAAUCAGUCUGGGGAUGUGCACUUUCGCACUUACUGUAGCUGUUGGAGCAGCUCUUCUCUUGCCGAUUUCCAUCCUCAGCAAUGAAAUCCUCUUGCUUUACCCCAGCAGUUACUACGUAAAGUGGCUCAAUUCUUCACUCAUCAGUGGGCUGUGGAAUCAUGUCUUUCUGUUUUCGAACCUAUCCAUCUUUAUUCUCCUGCCGUUUGCCUACUUCUUCAGCGAAUCUGAGGGAAUUGGAGGCCAGCAGGGCCUGAUGGGCAGGGUCUAUGAAGCCUGCCUCAUUCAGCUAAUGCUGGCCAUCCUCGUGCUGGGCAUGGCCUUUGUUUUGUGUGCGUUGAUCGACAAGAGCCAAUCUGCCGUCGAGCUCUUCUUCAACGUGUGGAACUACUUGCCGUUUCUCUACUCGUGUCUUUCGUUUCUCGGCGUCCUCCUGCUCUUGCUGUGCACACCCCUGGGCUUUGCACGACUCUUCACCGUGUGCGGGCAGAUCAUCAUCCGACCCAACUUCCUGUCUGACGUCAACGACGAGUACUACGCUGUUCUCUUCGAAGAAUCGUGCCUCCGUGAACGCAUCAAACUCAAGUCACCCGACAAGCAGCUCAACGGACAAGAUCGUCAAGCGCGCAAAGUUCUAGAGUCGAAGCUGGUGUCGCUGGAAGCGCAGAGGUUUAAGUUGAACCAACAGAGGCGGUCGUCGCCCGUCCUUCGACGUCUCAUCUACCCUCUGGCCAUGGUCCUGUUGCUGGCACUCACCAUGGCCGCUUUGCUCAAUGUUCUACAAAAUACUCUGCAAUUGCUGGUGGGAAUUAAGGCUUUACCGCUGGCCACCCGCGAGCAUUUCCCACUAGGACUCAGCUCGCUCUCUAAAUUAGGUCUGAUUGGUGCCGUAAUCGAAGUGGUCCUCAUCGGCUACUUGCUGGCGGCCUCCACCGUCGGUCUCUACACGUUGCCCUUCCUGUCGGGCAUCCGACCGACGGCCAGGAACACGCCGCUCACUCAGCUGAUAGUCAAUUGUGGACUAGUCCUGGUACUGAGCUCCGCCUUGCCGCUGUUGUCGCGCAUUCUAGGCAUAAGUAACUUUGAUUUGUUGGGAAACUACGGACGCAUCGAGUGGCUGGGCAACUUCUACCUGGUCCUGCUCUACAACGUCAUCUUUGCAGCGACUGCCACACUCUGCCUGGCCAAGAAAGUCACCAAUUCGCUCUUGCUAGAGGUUUGGCGUCGUCUCAAGCUGGCAUGCACCACGUCGCUCCAGCGAGGCGUUCUAGAGCCCCAUCGGAUGCUUAGUCCCGUUGGUCCCAGAAAAACCAAUAAUUCAAUAAGACAAACCAACGAUUAAAAACAAAUGAGAAAAGACGAGAACGGGAGAGAUAUAUAUACGUGAUAUACGAUACAUCCAUGGCUUAUUUCACACCUUUUUUUUCCCCUCGGUUGCAUCUAGUCUCUAUUUACUCCGCCUUAUUUUUUCCAUCACAACUUUUUCCCACACUUGGCAUUCUUUUUGUUCCCCUUUUGUGUCCUGCAGGAAACUUGCGAGGGGCUUAACGUUCUGCACUUUGAGUUUCCAUUACAGUGAAACGAUAUGUUUUCUUUUCCUUCUGCGUGUUGAUUUUGUUUGACUGAUGUCCUUUUUUUUUUCUUCCCCGUAUCCAUUUCGUUCUGCUGUUGAUGGCCCCCGGAAGCGAAUUCCUCUUUUUUUUUUUUUCGUCUUGAAACAAGAAAAUACGUGAAACAUGUAAACAACAAUUCUUGCCGCGCAAUAAACGCGUUAUUUUAAAAAGCA
Daphnia pulicaria is the source of this 2205-nucleotide messenger RNA. RefSeq names its product protein Lilipod-like. The transcript has 2 exons. NCBI's taxonomy places the organism in Eukaryota, Metazoa, Arthropoda, Branchiopoda, Diplostraca, Daphniidae. Gene Ontology annotation, cellular component: U2-type catalytic step 1 spliceosome. The record is from RefSeq and is a predicted model, not a curated record. Gene Ontology annotation, biological process: mRNA splicing, via spliceosome; signal transduction. Gene Ontology annotation, molecular function: transmembrane signaling receptor activity. Bases 241 to 1761 code for a protein of 506 amino acids.